AUCAAGAAACAAUCCAUCUUCCACUUAACUUCGAAACAUCAUCUUCUUGGUUCUCAUUAUUGCUCAUGGGAAAACAUUUCCCAAUAUUGUUGAUGAAAACGAAGCUCACACAUACAUUGUUCACGUGCAAACGCAAAAGGAAAAUGAGUUCCUUGGCGACCAGGAGCGAGAGGCUUGGCAUCGAUCAUUCUUGCCGAACACCACCCUUGACUCCGGUAAGCAACGACUAGUCUAUUCCUACCGAGAAGUCAUUAGUGGCUUUGCUGCAAGACUAACAAGCCAAGAAGUGGAGGGCAUGAAAUCGAUGGAGGGAUUCAUACAUGCACAACAAGACGAAGAACUCUCACUUAUGACCACAUACACUCCCUCUUUCAUAGGUCUAAGCCAAUGGCAUGGCCUUUGGGUUGAUUCUUUCAUGGGACAAGGAAUGAUCAUUGGAAUAAUCGACAGCGGCAUCACUCCAGGCCACUCUUCCUUCAAGGAUAGCACCAUUGACAAACCAAUGCCACCACCACCAACAAAAUGGAAGGGGAAAUGUCAAUUUCGAAAACAAGGUUACUGCAACAACAAGCUCAUUGGCGCAAUAUCAUUCCAAAAUGGGCGAAGUCCAGCACCAAGGGAUCAAAAGACAGAUGGGCAUGGCACACAUUGCGCAGGCAUUGCUGCAGGAAGCAUGGUCCCUGAUGCUGAUGGUCGUGGUCUUGCCAAAGGCACUGCAUCUGGUGUGGCACCCAGAGCUCACUUAGCAAUUUAUCAGACAUGUACGAAGACAAGUUGUCAAAACAGUGAUAUAUUGAAGGCUAUGGAUCAAGCAAUUGAUGAUGGAGUAGAUGUGUUAUCUAUUUCUCUACUAAAUGAUCCCAGGCCUUUCUAUCGAGAUAGCAUGGCCAUUGGUGCAUUCUCAGCGACUCGUAAAGGUUUGGUUGUUUGCAUGGCCGCAGGCAAUUCCGGCCCCGAACCUAGUUCGAUACGGAAUGCUCAGCCAUGGGCAAUGACAGUGGGAGCUAGCAGUCACGAUCGAAAAGCAAAAGCAACUGUAAAGCUCGGAGAUGGCACAGAAAUAGACGGGGAAACAGGAUAUCAAGAUAACAAUUUCAAUGCCACAUUGCCUCUUAUUUUCCCGGGUCUUCUCCAUAAUGGCACAGAAGGAGGAGCUGCAAUGAUCGUAACAAGCACGAUAGUAGAAGGGCAUACAACAUUUUCUGAUAUUCAUGUCCUUCCGGCAGCACAUGUAGAUGAUCAAGGAUUGCAGAGGAUUGCACGUUACAUAGAAUCUGUUCCUAAUCCAAAUGCAACAAUAACUUUUGGUGGCACUGUUUUUGGAGCACGUCCAUCUCCAACCAUUCCUUACUUCUCGGCUAGAGGGCCGAGCAUGAUUAAUGGAGGUAUUCUGAAACCAGAUAUCGUUGGACCUGGAGUUAACAUUCUCUCAGCAUGGCCAAUCAAGCCUGGUCCAGGACCUAAAGCACCUUCUGGGUCAUACUUCAACUUUCUAAGCGGGACAUCAAUGGCAACUCCUCAUCUCGCUGGAGUCGCUGCAUUACUCAAAAGCACACAUAAAAAUUGGUCACCUGCAGCAAUCAAGUCAGCAAUCAUGACAACAGCAGACAGGUUAGACCGUGACCUCAAACCAAUCAUCGACGACUUCACUGACGAUUUCAAUCUCACUGGCCGAGAACCUGCCAAAUUGUUUGCCUUAGGUGCAGGGCAAGUGAACCCACAAGCGGCUAAUGACCCUGGUCUCGUUUAUGACCUAAAACCGUUCAACUAUAUCCAAUACCUCUGUGGCCUUGGCUACAACGAUGUUAAUGUUUCGACCAUAGCUAAGCGCCAAAUCCAAUGUGCCAACCUUGUCAAGAUCAAUGCCGAAAACUUGAACUAUCCUUCAAUAUCAGUUAUGUUGGAUCCAAAGGUGAAGAAGAAUAUCACAAGACAGUUAACAAAUGUGGUCAAUGGAGGUACUGAAGUUUAUCAUGCAGUGGUUGAAAAACCAAAAGGAAUUAUUAGCGUUAAUGUUUCUCCUAAAAAGCUUCGCUUCUCAAAACUUGAUCAGAAAAGGAAGUUCACUGUUGAAUUUGAAGUCACUGGCAUUCCAUUAAGCCAAGGUGAGACAGUGGAGGGGCAGUUGCUGUGGAUAUCCGCGAAACAUGAAGUUAGAAGUCCGAUUUUGAUCACCUUUACGUGAGAGUUAAUUUUAAACUAUGUUUGGAAUUUAAUUUGUCAAUCAACAUGCAUGGCUGAUCAGUCCUCUUUGGUAAUUAAAAUAUUAUAUAUGUACCUCAUCUAGUAGUCUUUUUUUUAACUAAUAAUGAUACAUGGCUUUUGUGCUCCAUGAGCUGGGCAUGUCCGACCUAUAUAGGCGCACCACCGAUCGUCUUUCA
Dioscorea cayenensis subsp. rotundata (Guinea yam) is the source of this 2381-nucleotide messenger RNA. RefSeq names its product subtilisin-like protease 4. Gene Ontology annotation, biological process: proteolysis. Lineage: Eukaryota; Viridiplantae; Streptophyta; Magnoliopsida; Dioscoreales; Dioscoreaceae. The coding region runs from base 296 to 2185 and encodes 629 amino acids. The transcript has 2 exons. The record is from RefSeq and is a predicted model, not a curated record. Gene Ontology annotation, molecular function: serine-type endopeptidase activity.